AUUAUCUACAACCAGAAGUAGGACAGCAACAAGCAAAACCACAACAGCAUGGCGACGCAGCACCCUGGCGGUGGCAGCCAGGAGGACGAGGUGAUUGUGAUUGUGGAUGACGACGACGACGUGGACGAUGAUGGUGGUGAUGGCGGUGAUGGCAGUGGUGGCGAGGGCGACAGUGCUCGUCUUGGGACGAAGAGGGACAGUGCGUGUGUGGAUGAAACCAGCACAAAGGAGGAAGCAGAGGAGAAUGUGGCCAAGAAGCCCAAGUCACUCAAGUCAAGCAGUGCCGAGCAUGACGAUGUGGCGCCACCACAAGCACAGUCUGUGUUUGCUGGCUCCUCCUCGUCCUCCUCGUCCGCAGCGUCCACAAAGUUGACGGCUGCGAAGCGCCCAACUGUGAUCACCAAGCCUGGGCUAAGGCUACGCCAAUGGAAGCUGUUUUCCAAAGAGGCCUUUCGUCUCUUUGCCAAGCUCGAGGCUUCCGGUGAAGUGGACUACUACCCAAAGUCCAUGACACGCGUGCAGGUGUUUGGCAAGUGGCAUGAAACACACCGACGCACCACUGCCUAUGGCGAUGCCGGGCUUGCGUACAGCUUCUCAGGCUGCCGCGUGCCGUGUAAGCCGUGGACACCGCUUUUGUUGGAUUUGAAGACACAAGCCGAAGCAGCGUGCCAACCACCAAAGCCAUUCAACUUUGUCCUCGUCAACCGUUACAAGGAUGGGGCCGAUUUUAUUGGCAAGCACCGCGACGACGAGCGGGAGCUGGAUGCCGCGUGCCCAAUUGCGUCGCUGACGUUUGGGCAGACCCGCGACUUUGUCUUGCAUCAUGCACACGUUGUGCAGAAGCGCGGCAAACACACCAAAAUGGUGCCUGUCACCGUGACCCUCGCCUCCGGCACGCUGCUGACCAUGGAUCCGCCCACCAACACCCACUGGUACCACAGCGUUCCAAAGCGAGCACCAGCAAAGGUGCCGGGUGUGCGCAUCAACCUCACCUUCAGAAGACUCGACCCUGCCAAGGCAAAGUGAUGAGAGAGGGCGGGCAGGGGUUGUACUGUCAUGUCGUGUGUGUGUGUGUGUGUGUGUGUGUGUGUGUGUGUGUGUGUGUGUCGUUGUGGCUGUAUGCGUGCGCACGUCUGUUUACGAGUGAGCAUGGUGCGUGUAGCGUUCAUUCACAUAGCGCUGAUAACCGACCAUCAUAAACGAAAGCGAAGCCGAAA
Messenger RNA from Salpingoeca rosetta, 1217 nucleotides. RefSeq names its product Alkbh2 protein. Bases 49 to 1026 code for a protein of 325 amino acids. The record is from RefSeq and is a predicted model, not a curated record. The transcript is spliced from 5 exons. Gene Ontology annotation, biological process: DNA repair. NCBI's taxonomy places the organism in Eukaryota, Choanoflagellata, Craspedida, Salpingoecidae.